Molecule: messenger RNA, 657 nt
Organism: Prunus armeniaca (apricot)
Lineage: Eukaryota; Viridiplantae; Streptophyta; Magnoliopsida; Rosales; Rosaceae
Source: the annotation of a GenBank genome assembly
AUGAUGCUGAAGCUGUGGAAAUGGUACCAGAACUGCCUCUCUUUUCACCCACUGAAGACUCAGGUCAUCAGCUCCGGCGUCCUCUGGGGCGUUGGCGACAUUGCUGCUCAAUACAUCACUCACUCCAACGCAAGAAAGCGUCUUCAACUUUCUGAUACAGAUGCAGACUUCAAAGUUAACUGGAAACGCGUAGCUAUAACAAGCACUUUUGGGUUUGCCUUUGUUGGACCAGUUGGCCAUUUCUGGUACGAAGGCUUGGACAAAUUUAUAAAGCUGAAGCUUCACCUACAACCUAAGUCAGCGCGGUUUGUUGCUGCUAAAGUGGCAAUGGAUGGCCUUAUCUUUGGCCCUUUGGAUUUGUUGGUGUUUUUCACUUACAUGGGAUUUUCCACUGGCAAGAAUUCUGUUCAAGUGAAGGAAGAUUUGAAGAGAGAUUUCCUGCCAGCCCUUGCUUUGGAGGGUGGUGUGUGGCCAAUUGUUCAGAUUGCAAAUUUCCGAUAUGUUCCUGUGAGGUACCAACUCCUCUAUGUUAAUGUCUUCUGCCUGUUGGACAGUGCAUUUUUGUCAUGGGUCGAGCAACAAAAGGAUGCUGCUUGGAAGCAGUGGUUCACAUCUUUUACUUCUUUUAAGGAAGGAGGAGGUCAGGGAAGAUUAUGA